Musa acuminata subsp. malaccensis (wild Malaysian banana) is the source of this 3104-nucleotide messenger RNA. RefSeq names its product chaperone protein ClpD2, chloroplastic. Gene Ontology annotation, molecular function: ATP hydrolysis activity; ATP binding. Gene Ontology annotation, cellular component: cytoplasm. NCBI's taxonomy places the organism in Eukaryota, Viridiplantae, Streptophyta, Magnoliopsida, Zingiberales, Musaceae. The record is from RefSeq and is a predicted model, not a curated record. Gene Ontology annotation, biological process: cellular response to heat.
UCCUCUCUGUAUCUCUCGCCUCGCAUUCUGUAUUCGUUUACCCGCUCUUCUUCUUCUUCUUCUUCUUCGUCAUCCUCGCCUCUCGUUAAUUCUAGCUUUACCCUCACAAAAGAAGAAGGAAAAGGUAAAAGGAACAGAAUGGAGGCGGCGUGCUCGACCUCCUCUUCUCCCUCCCUCCUCACCCUGCACUCCUUACGCCCGUCCUCCGCACACCGCCGCCCCGUCGCCGCCUCUCUCUACCCCACCGCGGCCGGUUUGAAGGCCUCGAGUUCCUCCUCCUCCCUCCUGGUCGAAUUUCGACGCCGAUCGCUUACCUCCAUCCCCCUCCUCCCUUCCCAGCGGUAUUGCCACCGACGGCGGUCCAGGCGGGCCAUCUCGGCGGUGUUCGAGCGGUUCACGGAGCGGGCCAUCAAGACCGUCAUGUUCUCCCAGCGCGAGGCGCAGACCCACGGCAUGGGUAUCGUCUUCAACCAGCACCUCCUCCUCGGCCUCGUCGCCGAGGACAAAUCCCCCAGCGGCUUCCUCGGCACCGGCAUCACUAUCGAUCGCGCCAGGGAGGCCGUCCGGGCCAUCUGGCCCGAUGGGGUUGCCGCUGAUCAGGCCACGACGCCCUCCUCCGGGUCAUCCACCGGCGUGCCCUUCUCCCUCAACAGCAAGCGGGUGUUCCAGGCCGCUGUCGAAUGCUCCAAGAACAUGGGCUGCAAGUUCAUCGCCCCGGAGCACAUCACCAUCGGCCUCUUGAACGCCGAUGAUGGCAGCGUGGCGCAGGUCCUCCAGAGUUUGGGAACAGAUCUCAGUCAUUUAGCAUCGGUGGCCCUAUCCAGACUCCAUGGGGAGCUUGCCAAGGAUGGUAGAGAACCAGUGGCAUCAUCUCAAAAGAUGCCAGAGAAAUCUCUUGAUAGAAAAUCUGCAAGUUUGAGGUCUUCAGAUAAGACAAAAGAAAAAAGCCCAUUAGCUCAAUUCUGUGUGGAUCUAACUGCUCUGGCUAGCGAAGAUCUCAUUGAUCCUGUAAUUGGUCGAGAUACAGAGAUUCAGAGAAUUGUCCAGAUCCUAUGCCGAAGGACAAAGAACAACCCCAUUCUUUUGGGGGACCCUGGUGUUGGGAAAACUGCAAUUGCUGAAGGAUUGGCUCUUCGCAUUGCUAAAGGAGAGAUUCCUUCUUUUCUUAAGGAAAAACGUAUAAUGUCACUGGAUGUAGGCUUACUGAUGGCAGGUGCCAAAGAGAGGGGAGGACUGGAAUCCCGAGUUACUGGUUUGAUAAGUGAAGUGCAGAAAGCAGGUGAUAUCAUACUCUUUAUUGAUGAAGUUCAUACACUGAUUGGUUCUGGCAGUGUUGGAAGAGGAAACAAUAGUUCUGGUCUUGAUAUUGCUAACUUGUUGAAGCCUGCCCUUGGUAGAGGUGAAUUGCAGUGCAUUGCUUCAACAACUUUAGAUGAACAUAAGACACAUUUUGAUAAGGAUAAAGCUUUAGCUCGACGAUUCCAACCAGUUCUCAUAAACGAACCUAGCCAGGAGGAUGCUGUGAAGAUCUUGCUGGGUUUACGUGAGAAAUAUGAGAUCCAUCACAAGUGUACAUUCACAUUAGAAGCCAUAAAUGCUGCAGUAUACCUCUCAGCAAGAUAUAUUCCAGAUAGACAUCUUCCUGAUAAAGCAAUUGAUCUGAUUGAUGAAGCCGGUAGCAGAGCUCAUAUGGAUGCAUUCAAGAAGAAGAAGGAAGAGCAGAUUUCUGUGCUCUCAAAGUCACCCGAAGAAUACUGGCGAGAGAUUAGAGCUGUCCAGGCAAUGCAUGACAUGGUGUUGGCAAAUAAAACUACAGAUGAUUCUGAAACUUUGGUUGAUGUCAAGGAGGUCUCAGAAUUUUCUAUCCCAUACUCACAAGAUUAUGACGGACAAGUUAUCGUUGGACCAGAGGAAAUAGCCACAGUUGCUUCUCUUUGGUCAGGAAUCCCAGUUCAGCAGCUCAAUGCAGAUGAAAGAAAGCUUCUAGUUGGCCUGGAUGAGGAACUUAGAAAACGGGUAAUUGGCCAGGAUGAUGCUGUGAAUGCCAUAUCUCGAGCUGUGAAGCGAUCACGUGUUGGCCUGAAGGAUCCUGACAGACCUAUUGCUGCAAUGCUCUUCUGUGGCCCAACUGGAGUUGGUAAAACCGAGCUGACAAAAGCAUUAGCAGCUUCCUACUUUGGAUCGGAGGACGCAAUGCUGCGAUUGGAUAUGAGCGAGUACAUGGAGCGGCAUACUGUGAGCAAGCUUAUAGGAUCUCCGCCAGGUUACAUUGGGUAUGGAGAUGGUGGUACUUUGACUGAAGCAGUUAGGAGAAGACCUUUCACAGUGAUUUUGCUUGACGAGAUAGAGAAAGCUCACCCUGACAUAUUUAAUAUUCUCCUCCAAGUAUUUGAAGAUGGUCACCUAACCGACUCUCAGGGGCGGAGAGUUUCAUUCAAGAACACAUUGAUUGUCAUGACAUCUAAUGUGGGAUCUGAAGCAAUUUCCAAGGGUAAACGAAGCAUAGGAUUCUUGAUUGCAGAAGACACAGUAUCUAACUCAUAUGCAUCGAUGAAAGCACUAGUGAUGGAAGAGUUGAAGGCAUACUUCCGGCCUGAGCUACUCAACAGAAUUGAUGAGGUCGUCGUGUUCCGCUCGCUUGAGCAAACUCAGAUGCUGGCAAUUUUGAAUAUAAUGCUUGAACAAGUCAAGAGUAGGCUGUCGUCUCUUGGAAUCGGUCUGGAGGUAUCAGAUGCCAUCAUGAACUUGGUGUGCGAACAAGGGUUUGAUAGAAACUACGGUGCAAGGCCUCUGAGAAGGGCCGUCACUCAGAUCAUCGAGGAUGUCAUUAGCGAGGCGAUUCUCGCGGGAGAUUACAAACCUGGUGACACUCUUACGCUGGACGUUGAUGGCACAGGAAACCCUGUCGUGAAUCAGCUACCUGAUCAGUCCAUCCACUGGUCUGAUGCCACAGUAUAGUGAAAUGUUCUCCAUAGUUAUAUUCUUUCACCCCCAUACAAUUACUAAUUCUUUUUGUAGACACACCAUUUAUAACCUGUAUAUAACUGUUAACUGGAAAAUUAUCAAGGGAAUAUACGAGUCAUACGUAACUGUUGACCCCAUUA